Messenger RNA from Chelmon rostratus (copperband butterflyfish), 2539 nucleotides. It is a transcript of the gene ptger4a, whose product is annotated as prostaglandin E receptor 4 (subtype EP4) a. Gene Ontology annotation, cellular component: plasma membrane. The record is from RefSeq and is a predicted model, not a curated record. The coding region runs from base 286 to 1638 and encodes 450 amino acids. NCBI's taxonomy places the organism in Eukaryota, Metazoa, Chordata, Actinopteri, Chaetodontiformes, Chaetodontidae. Gene Ontology annotation, molecular function: prostaglandin E receptor activity. The transcript is spliced from 2 exons. Gene Ontology annotation, biological process: negative regulation of inflammatory response; positive regulation of cytosolic calcium ion concentration; cellular response to prostaglandin E stimulus.
CUGGUGAGAGAAAUCUGCUUCUGUGUUGCAAAGCUUGCUGAGGAACUGACAUGAAAACACCACUGAACCUUCGGGGACCACAGCGGACAUGAUGCUCUGCAGGGGGAUGGACGUGUAAUAGAAGUUGGUUUUAAGAUAAGGUGCAAACUUUUUUUUUUUUUUCUGAUUUUGACAAUGUUGCCCUGGCUUCUUUCAAGUGCAAACAAGUUUCCUCCCCUGGACUGGAAAUACUGGCGCUGAGAAAAGUUGUGUCAGUCGUCUUCACUGCGCUCGAAGGACAUAACAAUGAAUAAUCAAUCGAUGACAGGAAGGACAAUGGUCCCGACCAUUCCGUCUAUUAUGUUCAUUUUCGGGGUGGUUGGGAACGUCAUCGCCAUCGUGGUUCUUUGUAAAUCCCGCAAGGAACAGAAAGAAACCACGUUUUACACGCUGGUGUGUGGACUGGCAAUCACGGACCUCCUGGGCACACUGCUAGCCAGUCCGGUCACCAUCGCCACUUAUGUGAAAGGUUCGUGGCCCGGAGAAGACCCGCUGUGCCAGUACUUUGGAUUCACCCUACUUUUCUUCUCUCUGGCUGGGCUCAGUAUCAUCUGUGCCAUGUCGGUGGAGAGGUACAUCGCUAUAAACCAUGCCUACUUCUACAAUGACUAUGUGGACCAAAAACUGGCGGGUUUGACUCUCCUGGCGAUCUACAUCUCCAACGCGCUUUUCUGCGCCCUGCCGAUUAUCGGCUUUGGACAGGUGAAGAAACAAUACCCGCAAACUUGGUGUUUUUUAGAGUGGAGGAGCAACAAGACCAGCGAUGCCGCCUACUCCUAUAUGUAUGCGGGUUUCAGCUCCCUUCUGAUUCUCGCCACUGUCAUCUGUAACGUGUUGGUGUGCGUGGCUUUGAUCCGGAUGCACCGGCGUUUCGUGCGUAGGAUGUCGCUGGGAACCGACCUGGGGCGCAACGUGGACCCGCGGAGGAGAGGACGCAGCUUUGGGCGUCUGGCCGGUGCAGAGAUUCAGAUGGUCAUCCUGCUCAUAGGCACGUCGGCAGUGGUGCUUAUCUGCUCCAUCCCACUUGUUGCUCAGGUGUUUUUGAAUCAGCUGUAUAAGACUCCAGUGGAACUGAGGUUGGACAAAAAUCCUGAUCUUCGAGCGAUCCGCUUCGCCUCCUUCAACCCCAUUCUUGACCCGUGGAUCUACAUCCUUCUCCGCAAAGCUGUUCUCCUCAAGCUCAUUGAGAAAAUCAAGUGCUUGUUUUGCAAGAUAGGAGCACGGGGGCAACAGAGACAAGGAAACUUCCACUGUAUAGAUGCUCAUCAGCUCUCCUCGGUCAUCUCUAAGCGGGACUCCAACUCCAUGGUCUCGCAUGACCUGCGAGAUAUCACCAGCAGCUCCCAGACCUUCCUCUACCUACCAGAGGGAAGUGAGGGGUACACUGGAAGUUGUCAUAAAGCAAACAGACUCUCUGGUUCACGACCUUCAUCGGUCAGAAACUCGCAAGCUUCUUAUACGUCUGAGCAGGGCAGCAUUGAGGCUCAGAGGAAAGAAGGGACCAGUGUAAUCAGGGACCUUUCAGCCCUACCAUGCCCAAAAGACCCAGCACUCCAGGUGUCGUUGAGCACUGAGACAGUGGAGGAGAAAUGCAUCUGAUUACACUCUGAAUUUGGAGAAAAAUCUUGUCUAUUGAGUGACUUCACAGGAAGUGAACUUUUAAACCUCUGAAAAAUGGGGAAAGGCCCAUAUGAAUAAUACAAGACUCCUGAUGUGAAGUGAAAGAAAUAAAAACUUGAAGUGCUGUGAGCUUUAUCACCCUGUGCUAUCUGUUUCAGCACCCAGCUACCUCAAGUGAUGACUGACUCUGACUGUGUGAGCAGCUUUCGUCAUUUUGCCCAAAACAGAUGUUGUUCUAGCAGAGAUGACCCACUUCUUCAUGGCUCAAGUGUCAGCGAUGGAAAAGAUAUCCUUCCUAAUUUCAGCCGCUUUGUUCAAUCAUUGCGGAAAAUUGUGACUGUAAACUAUAUGAGGCCAGUAGUUUAGAAUAAUUGAGUCACACAAUGAAAACAGUAUUGAAUAUGAUCCUUAUGAGUAAUCGUUGGCAUGCGUGCUGCCAUUGUAAGACUGAUUCGUUUAACAAACUCUGUUGUAAAGUGCUGUUUGAAGGACAUGCUGUGUUGGUUCCAUGACUAAUGUACCGUGCAGUAUUAUUAUGUGGUGAACACCAACGUCUUUGUUCCUCAGCCCUGGAAUAGACACAAAUAUGUCAUCUCAAAUUGUUAAAACUUUGUUUUCCAUCUUGCAGUGAGGGUACAAAGAUUCCUGCACCGUAGUUAUUAAUACCAAGGUGUUUAAAUCUGAGUGGGAAUGUUGAACGUUUAUUUCUGUAGAAAAUGUGUAAAUCAGUGCACAGAUGUUGCUUAAUGCCGAGUAUUUAGAUGAAGAUAUGUCAACGCAGCUGUCAGUUUGAGAAAAGCGGUGUUCUAAAUGAUCAGUGUUGUGUAAAAUAUUGUUUGUAAUAAAAUUAUUCUUCUCUAGGAGAAGGUUCUAGUUAAUA